Girardinichthys multiradiatus is the source of this 3488-nucleotide messenger RNA. RefSeq names its product dihydropyrimidinase like 5a (gene dpysl5a). Gene Ontology annotation, cellular component: cytosol; cytoplasm. The record is from RefSeq and is a predicted model, not a curated record. The transcript is spliced from 13 exons. Lineage: Eukaryota; Metazoa; Chordata; Actinopteri; Cyprinodontiformes; Goodeidae. The coding region runs from base 435 to 2144 and encodes 569 amino acids. Gene Ontology annotation, molecular function: hydrolase activity, acting on carbon-nitrogen (but not peptide) bonds, in cyclic amides.
UUGGACAGUAGCUAGAUCUUUGUUUGGUAUCAUCCCUGAGGUUACAGAUAAAUCAUGAUGAGAUUUUUAUCCUCCACAAUGAAACAGGCAGAAGUUGUUUUUUGUUUUUGUUUGGAUCUAUUUGUCAGGUACUGUUUAGUACAUUUUAGCUUAGUGGGAUGCACAUCAUUGUACAUGACUGUAUGCCUGGCACUCAUUUGUUUUAUAAUAAUGGCCUCAAUGACCCUUGUUUGCCCCAUUGUGACCAACAACGGGAGUCAACUUCUUUCUGCUUCCCACUACAUCACUGUGGAGUGGGACGUCAGGUUUCAAGCAGUGACUGACACAGUCUUCUCAGAGCUGUAGCUGAUGUCAGUCACUGUGUGACAGACUGGUCACAGAAUACCAUCUCUGAGCCUAUUCUCUCCUCGUUAAGCUUCUCAAACUGUCUCAGAAUGAGAGCGAUAGCCAUGUCUUCAAGUUCAGCAAUGGUGCGGAUCCUAAUAAAGGGCGGCAAGGUGGUGAACAACGACUGCACCCAGGAGGCCGACGUUUACAUCGAGAACGGCAUCAUCCAGCAGGUGGGAAAGGAGCUGAUGAUCCCUGGAGGAGCCAAAGUGAUCGACGCCUCAGGGAAGCUGGUGCUUCCUGGGGGGAUUGACACCAGCGUCCACCUGGAGGAAACCUUUAUGAACGCCGUUAGUGUGGACGACUACUACAGUGGCACCAAGGCUGCUUUAGCUGGCGGUACAACUAUGGUGAUUGGACAUGUCCUGCCAGACAAGAAUGAGUCUUUGCUGGAAGCCUAUGAGGAGUGUCGCAAUCUGGCAGACUCAAAAUCCUGCUGUGACUACGCUCUCCAUGUUGGAGUUACAUGGUGGGGACCCAAGGUGCGAGAUGAGAUGGAAAAGCUUGUGAGAGAAAAAGGAGUGAACUCCUUCCAGAUGUUCAUGGCCUACAAGGAGACGUUCAUGCUGAGGGACAGCGAGCUCUUCCAGGCCUUGCAGCACUGUAAGGACAUUGGGGCCAUUGCAAGGGUCCACGCUGAGAAUGGCGAGCUGGUCACAGAGGGUGCAAAGGAGGCAUUAGACCUUGGCAUCAGUGGCCCGGAGGGUAUUGAAAUCAGUCGUCCUGAAGAGCUGGAAGCAGAAGCAACACACAGGGCAAUUACAAUUGCCAACAGGGCCCACUGCCCAAUCUAUCUCGUCAAUGUGUCCAGCAUGUCUGCAGGAGAUGUGGUGGCUUCAGCUAAGAUGCAAGGUAAGGUUGUUCAUGGAGAAACAACCACAGCCCACGCUGUCCUGAACGGCAUGCAGUACUAUCACCAGGACUGGUCUCAUUCAGCUGCCCACGUUACUGUGCCUCCUCUACGCCUGGACCCCAGUACCCCAAACUUCCUAAUGAGUCUGCUUGGAAAUGACACUCUAAAUGUCCUGGCGUCUGAUCACCGUCCAUUCACAGUCAAACAGAAAGCCAUGGGCAAGGAUGAUUUCACCAAGAUCCCUCACGGCCUUCCAGGCAUUCAAGACCGUAUGAGUGUCAUCUGGGAGAGGGGAGUGGUUGGAGGUAAAAUGGAUGAGAAUCGCUUUGUUGCCGUCACAAGCUCUAAUGCAGCGAAGAUUUACAACCUGUACCCCCGGAAAGGCAGGAUCAUCCCAGGAGCAGAUGCUGAUGUGGUGGUCUGGGACCCAGAGGGAUCCAAGACCAUCUCAGUGGAUAACCAGUUCCAGGGAGGUGAUAUAAACCUGUAUGAAGGUCUCCGUUGUCGCGGUGUGCCCCUGGUCACCAUCAGCCGUGGACGUCUGGUCUAUGAAAAUGGCAUGUUCACAUGUGCUGAGGGCUCUGGGAAGUUUUGUCCUUUGAGGACUUUCCCAGAUUACCUCUACAAAAAGAUGGUUCAGAGAGAAAAGAGCCAGGCAGUGAAAGCUGUUGAGCGGGAGCCCUACAAUGGUGAUGUUGUUGCUGUGGUGAAUUCAGGAAAGAGGGACAUGGGCGCUCUAGAUCUGGACACACCAACACGCCCCUGCACCCGUCAUGGGGGUGUGAGGGAUCUCCAUGAGUCCAGCUUCAGCCUGUCUGGUGCUCAGUUUGAUGACAACAUUCCAAAGAGAUCCUCGGCCCGGAUCCUGGCUCCUCCUGGAGGGAGAUCCAGCGGGAUCUGGUAACCAGAUAGAUGAAACAUAACCCGGGGAAAACAAGUGGCAGAGCAAGAAGAUUGAUUAUGGAUUCAUUAUUUGUUUUUAAUUUUUUUUACUUGAAUUCAACAGUUAUUUAGAACUGUAAAACUGUAACACUUGCCAUAUUGAUUUACUCAAUGGAAAACAUUUGUCAUUUGGUAUUAGCUACCAAAAUUCAGUCCCAAGGUAACCAAAUAUGAAAACAGCAUAAAAAAGCAGUUGCUGUUGAGCUCCUUUGGUUUUUCUUAAUCGUGUAAGGGGAAAGCACUGUAUCUCAUAGUUUACGAGACAUUGUUUUUAUGAUGCAAUUGUGUUACCUCACUGUAAGAUACAAUUUUUGCACUUGUGUCAUGUACUAUUUAGAUGCCUUUUUACAUAAUUUAAUGUCGUAAAAUGAUUUUUACUGCAGGCCAUGGUGAAUGAAAUGUAACUUUUGUUGAUGUGACGCUAAUAUGUAUUAAACAAGUUGUUGGUUUUGAUGAGUUGAUGGAAGAAAAUUAACUAAGCUUUCUUUUUAAUUUUUUAUAUUUGUAUAUAUUUUUAUGCUUUCGGGACUAAAAAGAUGAAGGAAUGUUCUUGUUCAGAUUAGUAUUUCAGUUUAUGUUUACAGCUAUACAGCAGUAUGGGCUUCUUUUUCAACCCCACUAAAUGUGAAUGAACCUCUGCUGUGUUUCCAGUUAUAUUAUGAUUGCUACUAUCAUGUCAAGCACAACUAUUAAUUAUGUUACUUUGUAUUCUUUAAGACUAAUUAUUUUCACACUGAGCAAAAAGUCUCACCCAAAUGGCCUUUUUUAACACCUGAAAACACUAAACCUCUCAAACAAAUGUGUACAUCCUGACAUGUAAGCCACUGUCGUUUCUGUCCUGGGUCCUUAAGGGUGGAGCAUAGAUGUUCUCCUAACCUAGCAUCACUACUGUGAAAAAUAAUGAAAAGUCAAAGGGUUGCUGAGGAAGUUAAUGCCAGGUGUCUACAUGGGAUAAAAUGCCUUCAGAUGUUAAAAGUAUCAGUGAUUGUUUAGUUAGGACAGAACAGAUCCGCACUAGUACUUUUAUAAGCUUUCUGAUAUUUCUAAAUUUUACACUUAAAAUGACUUACUUGAUUUGAUUCUGUUUGGAAGUGGAAGCCGGAAUACGCACAGUUUUUUGCUCUUUCUAUUCUAUUUCUGUGGUCUUGUAAUGCUCCAGUGGAUCUUGCAGUGUCUUUCCCCUCCCAAACAUACUGUACACUGGUGCUGAACAAUGUGGUGUCACAUUGAAUUCCUCUUUCUCCUGUUUUGUCUUGCAGCUCUUUAUCACAUGAUUUAAUUGCAAAUAAACCACAAUGAAAUCAUA